Triticum aestivum (bread wheat) is the source of this 1720-nucleotide messenger RNA. Its product is annotated as protein GLUTAMINE DUMPER 1-like. Bases 128 to 727 code for a protein of 199 amino acids. The transcript has a single exon. The record is from RefSeq and is a predicted model, not a curated record. NCBI's taxonomy places the organism in Eukaryota, Viridiplantae, Streptophyta, Magnoliopsida, Poales, Poaceae. Gene Ontology annotation, biological process: regulation of amino acid export.
AAUACAUCCCAUUUCCCUCUCACCCCUCCCACACCACCCCUAAAAAAACAGCAAAGCACACACUGGAGAAAACAGAGAGAACAGAGCAGCAACCUCCUCUCCUACGCAACAGGCAUCAAGACACACCAUGAGGCCCGGAGCCGAGUUCGUCACGAUGAGCCACCGUGCGGGGGCGCCGAUGACGGCGCCGGCGCACGAGCUGGUGAAUGGGAUAGCGGCGCCUCACUCGCCGUGGCAGUCGCCGGUGCCGUGCCUCUUCGGCGGGAUGGCGGCGAUGCUGGGGCUCAUCGCCUUGGCACUGCUCAGCCUCGCCUGCUCCUACUGGAAGCUCUCCGGGUACCUCGACGACGACCGAGAAGGUCAGGCGGUGGGGGACGCCGACGGGGAGAAGGGCUCGGUGUCUGGCGCAUCCAAGCCGGCCUUGGAUUUCCUGGAGGACGUCGUGGUCAUCAUGGCCGGCGACGAGCGGCCCACGUUCGUCACCAAGCCGGCCGCCAGCCGGGCUGCCGAAGUGGAGUUCGCAACCGCAGCCGCCCCAGCAAGCGCGAGCGCCGUCAACAGACAGGAGAAGAAGAUGGAUGAGGUGAGCUCGCAGCUAGGAGGUGACUCCACCAACGCAGCAAGCCGGAGCCGCAGCCACCAAGACGCGGCGAGCCAGAGCCGUGACCACCACCACCAUGACCAUGAGAGCAGCAGCACGACAGCGCAGCAAGAAAGCUUGCAAUAAAGCCUGAAGACUAUGAGAUGGUAACGAACUCAGCUAUUUCAUCUGAUUGUGCGCGGCCUCGCUGGGAACUCCAUCAAAUUCCACGUCUGCAACUCUCGCAACGAGAAACAUCAGCGGCCGCGACAUGAAGUCCUGGACCAGCAGGCGGAGUCCAAGCGCCACUUGCUCGGCCAUGCCAUCACCGCCGAAUAAAAGGCCGCCUCCCUCCGUGUGCUUGGGUCACCGUCUCACAGGCCCAGGCAGCCAAGUUUAAAAAAGAAAAAUGAAACUCCAUGGGCACUAGCACCCACGGUUUAUUGAUAUAGAAGAAGCAUCCCUCAUGAGAAUUCCAGAAAUUCGUCCCCGACGUGGAUCGAACUCUGGUCGUUGGGUUUACAAUCAUGCGCCCCCAAUCACUGGGCUAUGCCCACGUCCUCGGCAGCCAAGUUUAAGCCCGCACGGACCGGCUCAAGCGCAAGGCUGAGGACUGCGGUGGGCUGCUCUCCGUGCUCCUCACCGGCACGAGCGCCGAGGGAGGAAAAAGACGAAGCUGGCCCUGCAGAUUAGUAAGGGGCACAUCGGUGAUUCCCCUCGGCAUCUUUGCUUCGAGAUAGUGGCUCCGAUGGUACGAUGAAUGUUGCAGUGUGACUAGCGGUCGGUGUGGAGUGACAGUGGCCCAUUCCGCGCCAAAACAAGGGCUUCUCCUAACGGCUGUUGCGGUGAUCUAAAGUGAGAAGACGUCCCGCCGAUAUACCAGUGUCAUUAUGUCCUCUAGUGGAGUACUCGGACUAUCGAAUGAUAUGUCGUCAAAACGUUGAUUGGAACUAUACCUGGGCAUACGUUGGGCCGGACUGGGUUUCGGGCCAAGCCAAAAAAGCCUGAUGGCAUGCACAGGCCCAGCCUGGCCCGGGAUUUUUGGGCUGGGUCAGGUCGGGCCAUCCGGGCCGGGCUGCCCAUGGCCAAGUAUAAUUGGAACAUCGUUUCAUGUUCAUAGUGAAAACUCUUAUCCUGGCC